AUAUUAUAUUAUGAAAACUUAAAAAUGACAUUCUUACUAUCAAUUUUUUCAUUUAUAUUUCUUGAAUGAACAGGUAUCAUAAAUAAAUGAAAUCGAAAUGAAAAUCAAAGAAUUAACUAAACAGUUCAGCUUAAAAAAGGUAAAUACAAAUGGACAAUAAUAGAAAUGAUUUUACAUCGAUUUACUCAGGUCCACCAUUGUCAAUGGCAAGUAAACAAAUAGAAAAUGGACUUUUAAACUGUAAACAGUUACCUAACUCUAAAAUGUUUUAUAUGUCUAAUUCCACAAUUAACACGGCCGGGAACAAUAAUAUUAGCAAUAAUAAUAAUGAUACUAUAUCUAAUUUCAACAAUCAUAGUUAUCAAGAAGCCACAAAAAUCAUGAAAGUGUAUAUUCUCUUCUAUCCAAAGAAGAACAAAUCAAGAACAAUUCAAAAUCAAUCUUCAUUCGUAUGUUAUUACCAAAUAAAUAUAAAUCAGUAAAUAAUAAUGCAAAAAGGAUACAGAAGCAUGAAAUACCGUCAACAUCGAACAGAAAUGUUACUUUUAUUGAGUUUACAAGCUGUAAAUCUGAGAAUUUAAAUCAAGCACUCAAUGAACCUGAAUACAUUCAAAUGAAACCAUCAUUGAAACAUAGAACAAAGUCAUUGCUAUUCAACACAUUCUCUAUGAAACCAUUUACUUGUUCUGAAUCAAAUACAAAUUUUAAUAUUUGCUCAAAUUUAUCUGAUUAUAUUCAUGCAAAUGAUAGACGUAAACAAAUGUUGAUGGCUAUCAUUGUAAUAUUCAUUUUGUUAUUGAUCAUUAUGAUUAUUACUAUGAUCGUAUUAUAUAAUCAGUUUGAUGAAUCACUAGUUACAUUGUCAUUAUCGCCAUCCUCCUCCUCCUCAUCAUCAUCAUCAACCUUAUCACCGGUGAAUAGAUUAUCAAAUUUAAACAAACCACACUUUCCACCACUAUUGUCUUCAUCUUUAUCAACUACUGAUUACAUGAAUAGUAGUAGUAGUAGUGAUAGUAUGAAAGAUCAAAAGUGUAAAACACAAAAAUUUUGUUUAAAUAUUAGUUGUUUACAAAUUGCUUCUAUAUUAGCUGAACGUUUAGGACGAUAUAAUCGACCUAAAAGCUUAAUGAAAUUAUUAGAUAAAUGUUCACCUGAACAAGUUGAUGAAAUUAUUAAAAUCUUUUAUAUUGGUGAUGAAUUUCACUUAUCGAAUAGUGCAAAUAGUUUGCAUAAAUUUAAACAAAAGCGUUUAUUCAAUUUAUGGUCAUAUGUAAGUGAUCAAUUACAAUCAUACAUUAUUGAGGAUAAGAAUCGUCCUUUACUAUUAUGGACAGAGAAAUUGGCUUAUUUAUUUCAACGUUUAAUUGAUCAGUAUAUGUUUAAGAAAAAUAUUACUAAUACUGUUGUGAAUAAUAUCCAUGAAAGUAACUCUGGUGUUGCUACAAAUAACACUAAUCGUAAGUUAUCAUUGGAUUCCACGAGAAGUAAUAUUCAAAGAAAUCCUAAGAUGCUAUUGGCUAUUAGAAACACAAGUUUAUUGUAUUCUUCAACUGGACUUCGAAGAGAUGAAGUGUCUCAAUCUUCGCCUGCCUCUUCUUCUGUAUCCUUUCUGUUUCCAUUCACAGUUACGGUAACAGAGGGAUCAGGAUUGAGUGAAUUCGACACAAUUAGUAGGUCAUAUCAUACAGAAUUCGAGCAGUUGAAUGCCUUACUACAAAUGGGGAAUAUUGCAUUUCAUGGACUUGAUAAUGUCCUGGUAAAUGUACAACUCAAUUUGCGUGUGCCAUUAUUCUUCUCGGCCUGGAUUGCCCGUUCUCAUACACCCGGAUUAAUGGAUUCAUUUAUACCAAUGCUUGAUCGUUGUGAACUACCAGAACUGCCAACCUAUGAAGAACUGGAAAAUUAUGUCCCCAUAGAAUCCAGAUCAUUUUUGACCUCCACAUCAUCUAUAUUUACGGCAACAUCAUCAUCAUCACCACACUAUUCUUCUUCAUCAACAUCGUUCCUAUGGAAUAGAGUAAAUGAAUUACAAACUUACAUUCAUCAUCUUGGUCAAUUGGCUUGGAAAGUACGAUAUUCACAUAUUCAUAAGAGAAAUAUUUCAGAUGAAUUAAAAUUUCUGAAUUUGUCUGGAGUUAUACCGGUAUUGUAUAAACUUCAAAAGCUGAAUCAUCCAAAUGGAACCAAUUCAAUGAAAUCGCAAACAAUGACACUACGUGAAUUAAUGCAAGUUACACAGCACACUAUUAACUUUCCACGUUAUUUGGGUAGACUAACUUCAUGGAAUCACUUGACUGUGAUGCCAAGAGAUAUGCAAGUCUGGGUUGUGAAUGUUGAUUAUUAUGAUAAAUUAGGUCGUAUGCUACAACAAACAUCAUUCAGUGAGCUGCAAGAUUAUAUUACAUUUGCAAUACUUCAUAAAUAUGGUGCAUUUGUUGAUCAACAGACAGCUCAGUUGAAGAGUAAGUUUCUGAAACCCUAUGCAGAAAGUCUUGGAAUGGAACAAGUUUCCUAUUGGCCAUUUUUACUGGACUUAGCUUCUCCAGGAUUAAAACUGAUUUUGCAAAGUAGAUGGAGUUUGAGUCAGUUGAAUCAUGCAAUCAAACAAUUUCACAGUGAAAUUCUAAUACCAGUACAAACUAUUAUUGUCAGGUUGCUGAAUAUCUCAAUGGAUGAUCCAAUGAAAUGUAACCAGUUAAUCAACAAGAUAAGUAGUAUGAAAAUUCAACUAAUGUCUCACAAUGAUCACAUUUGGAUGGAAGAUUUUUAUUCAGAGCUGAAUAUUCAUACAAAACAAAGUCUUCUAAUGCAGUUAGUUAGCUUUAAUAAUUUCCUAUCUAAAAAAGCCAUAUCUACAGAUUUAUCUAAAUUGAUUCCAGAUCUUGGCCUCAGUUCUGGUGGAAGCAAACUUUUUCAGUAUAUUGAAAGUUCAAAUAUAAUGGAGAUUUCUCUUCUUCUGCUACAAUGGCCUCAUUUUAUGCCUGAUUUGUCAAUACCAAGAUACCUAAAUUUUGGUUAUUUGUGGUACUCUAUUGCAAAGAUCAUAUCAAAGUUACUAACAGAUGACGAAUGUUUUAAUCCGAAAAUGUUUUAUUGGAGUGAAAAAGAUGAAUUUGAUCAAUAUGUAAGAAAGUUUUUACUGGAUUCCAAAAUUAUGGAUAAUUGGAUAUCAUUGUCUAAUACAACAAAUGUCUUCCAAUCGAUUUUGGCUAUUGAAAUCGCUGGACGAGUAUACAAAGAAUACUUACAAGCUAACCUAAAUCAACCAGAUUCUAAUUUACCAGGAAUAUUUUUUACAAAUGAAGAAUUAUUUUAUCAGUGGAUAUUUCAACUUACCUGUCCUGGAUUCGACUACUCUAAUACUAUAACACACAAUCAAGUCUUACAGCACAGCAUAACAGAAUGUGAUGCGAUUCGUACAGCUCUGAAGUUAUCACCCACAUUCAGGUGGUUUAUGAAUUGUCCUCAAUUGUCUUCAUAGUUGCUGUCAUAAUCUCAUUGCAAUACUGAGAGUAAACUCAACCACCAUCCUGUAAUCGUUAACCAAUCAAAAUUGUAAACAAAUAUCUUCUUUUUAAGUGUACAUUAACUAUGCAUAGUUUAACUCCAAGACGAUUCCAAUGCGUAGUUCGUAUGAUAAUACGCCCAUAGAUAUUGUUUUUGUGAUCAUAUUAAGAUGAGAAAAUAUUUUUAAGGAACAUUUGUAUAUAUAUAUAUCAAUAAAGCAGAAAUAAAAAAGAAGUUUGAGAAGUGUGAUG
Messenger RNA from Heterobilharzia americana, 3758 nucleotides. The record is from the annotation of a GenBank genome assembly. Lineage: Eukaryota; Metazoa; Platyhelminthes; Trematoda; Strigeidida; Schistosomatidae.